AUGGCUGCUUCCAAUCUAUUCAAACUAGAAGACGAAAGAGAUCUGAAAAAGAUUCUUAAAGAAAGCAAAGGCUCUGUUGUGUUUGUUGAUUUUUGGGCAGAAUGGGCUGAACCUUGUAAGUCUAUGAACGAAGUUUUCCAAACUUUGGCAGAGACCCAUAGUAAUUGUAAGUUCGUCAUGAUCGAGGCUGAGAAGUUUGCAGACAUUUCAGAAGCAUUCCAAAUAGAAGCCGUUCCGGUAUUUCUUGUCUUGAAGUUGAAUGAAUCGAAAAAGAGUGAUCCUAUAGAGUGCAUAGAGCGCAUUUCGGGCGCAAAUGCACCGGCGCUUUCUGACGUCGUUGAGAAAUACGCAAAGACAUCCGCUGCCUCCAUUCCAUCUUCUAUUUAUUCCAAACAACCUAACAUUGAUUUAAACACUCGGCUACGCUUGUUACUAGACAGCUCUCCAGUCAUGCUGUUCAUGAAGGGUACACCUAAUCAGCCUCGGUGUGGGUUCUCAAGACAGAUGGUAGAAAUAUUAAACAAAAAUAAUAUUAGUUUUAGUUCUUUUAAUAUCUUGGCCGAUGAAGAGGUUAGACAAGGGCUUAAGGAAUACUCUAACUGGCCUACAUAUCCACAAUUAUACUUCAACGGCGAAUUGGUCGGUGGUCUUGACUUGGUGAAAGAACUUAUUUCCAGCGGAGAGUUUUUGAACUUGGCUCCAAAACAAAAGAGUCUGGAUGAACGGUUGAAGGAAUUGACGACAAAAGCGAAUGUGAUGUUAUUUAUGAAAGGCGAGCCCAGGGCACCGCGCUGCGGAUUUUCCAGGCAGUUGGUUGAAAUUUUGGAAGGGAAAUACAUCAAGUUUGAUAGUUUCGAUAUAUUGAGCGAUGAAGAGGUUAGGCAUGGUCUCAAGACAUAUGCCGAUUGGCCAACAUACCCCAUGCUAUUCUUCAAGGGAGAACUUAUAGGAGGGUUGGAUGUAAUUAAGGAAAUAGUCAGUACUGGCGAAUUUGAUGAAAAACUUGCUAGCGAGAAGAAAGCUGAGCAGACGAAAACUUGA
This is a messenger RNA of Paraglomus brasilianum, 1041 nucleotides long. The record is from the annotation of a GenBank genome assembly. NCBI's taxonomy places the organism in Eukaryota, Fungi, Glomeromycota, Glomeromycetes, Paraglomerales, Paraglomeraceae.